GUUGUGCUAGUUUAGGCUUUAAUCAUCUUUCUUCUUUGAACUUGUUAAUGUUGACGGAGGAUUGAAGAGCAUUUGGGUCUGUAUCUUAAACAAUGUUGCCGUUUUAAUAAUGUAUCAUUUUUUCAGCCUAUUUCAAUUUCAUUUAGGUAUAUUAUAUAUGUACAGUUUUGUCGACCAUAAUAGACUUGUGUUCUUCAAAUGCAGUGAGUAGAUAUCAAUCCCAAGUAUCUCCCAAUAAACCCUCAAGAAAAGCUUUCCAAUUCAAUCAAGAUAAUUAUGUCAGGUGUUCCAGAAUCAAUUGUUCCUUCGCAAUCAUCUCGAGGAACCAAAAGGAAAUGGGUUCCAGAAGAAGAUGCAGCACUAGUUUCCUGCAUGGUGGACUUGCACAAUGUUGGGACAUUUAACGCUGAUACGGGGUUCAAAGCCGGUUACUUAAACGAGUUAGAAAAAAUGUUAGAGAAGGCUUUACCCAAUGCGAUGUUGAAGGCAAGACCUAAUAUCGAGUCAAGGAUUAGGUUAUGAAAAGAGAUUGGUCAAUAGUGUAUGACAUGCUUAAUGGCCAAAACAAUAGCGAUUUUGGUUGGGACGACCAUAGGCAGGUCAUUGUUGCUGAAGAUGCGGUUUGGGACUCUUAUUUAAAGAGUCAUAAAGAAGCCGGUCAGUUCAAACAUCGUAGUUUCCCUUACUACGACCAACUUACUGCCAUAUACGCAAAAGAUCGAGCGACUGAGAAAGACGCUCAAACAGCCGCUGACGUUCAUGAAGAAAUAAAUGCUGAGGAUGUACCUUCUGCAGAUAUUAAUGAAGACAGAAACAAAUAGUAUGAUUGUGAUGCUAAUGUCUCUUUCGAUGACAUGGAUGUUGCUACCACGGAGCCGCAAACAGACAAAAACCAAGGGGGUUCCUCAUCUUCAAAGAGGAAAAAAAAGAAUUCUGAUGCAACUGGUCAUUUUUCUUCUUCAGUUAAUGAUGCUGCCACUUUAUUGGCUGAAAA
Messenger RNA from Gossypium raimondii (Peruvian cotton), 994 nucleotides. RefSeq lists its product as uncharacterized. The transcript is spliced from 3 exons. Lineage: Eukaryota; Viridiplantae; Streptophyta; Magnoliopsida; Malvales; Malvaceae. Bases 519 to 821 code for a protein of 100 amino acids. The record is from RefSeq and is a predicted model, not a curated record.